AUGGUCCGCAAGCUCAAGCAUCACGAGCAGAAGCUCCUGAAGAAGGUCGACUUUCUCGACUGGAAGCAGGAUGCAUCUCACCGCGAGAUCAAGGUCAUGCACAAGUACCAUAUCCAGGACCGCGACGACUACCACAAGUACAAUAAGCUGUGCGGUUCCUUGCGGUCUUUGAUCCACAAGAUCUCCCUGUUACCCGCCAAUGAUCCCUUCCGCGCACAAAAGGAGGGCGAGAUGCUCAAUAAGCUUUACGAUAUUGGCAUUCUCGACGUCGGCUCAAAGCCCUCUGAUAUCGAGAACAAGGUUACCGUUAGCAGCGUCGCACGUCGUCGUCUCGCCGUCGUCAUUACGCGUCUCAAGCUCGCAGAGAGCGUUAGCGAUGCCGUUCGUACCAUCGAACAAGGGCAUAUCCGCGUUGGACCCACUCCUAUUACAGACCCAGCAAUGCUCAUCACUCGUCGCCUGGAGGAUCACAUCACAUGGGUCAACACUAGCGCACGCAAGCGCACCAUCAUGAAGUACAAUGACGAGCUCGACGACUUUGACCUUCUCUAG
This is a messenger RNA of Cutaneotrichosporon cavernicola, 552 nucleotides long. RefSeq lists its product as uncharacterized. Lineage: Eukaryota; Fungi; Basidiomycota; Tremellomycetes; Trichosporonales; Trichosporonaceae. The record is from RefSeq and is a predicted model, not a curated record. The transcript is spliced from 2 exons. Gene Ontology annotation, biological process: rRNA processing; ribosomal small subunit biogenesis. Bases 1 to 552 code for a protein of 183 amino acids. Gene Ontology annotation, cellular component: small-subunit processome; small ribosomal subunit; Mpp10 complex. Gene Ontology annotation, molecular function: structural constituent of ribosome; rRNA binding; snoRNA binding.